Messenger RNA from Closterium sp. Naga37s-1, 1323 nucleotides. NCBI's taxonomy places the organism in Eukaryota, Viridiplantae, Streptophyta, Zygnematophyceae, Desmidiales, Closteriaceae. The record is from the annotation of a GenBank genome assembly.
AUGACGACGGCGCAAGGCAGAACUUCCGCGCGCGUGGCUUCCGCCGCCGCCUCCUCCGCGUACCGCCAAGCUGCCGCGCAAAGCUUAACGUCCGCGGGCGCAGAGAUCGCGCAAGCGACUGCGCCUCCCCCUUCUUCGGACGGUGGGGGGCGGCCAGACGAGGGGGAUGGGGGGAGCACUCCUCCCGCGGGGAACGAGGCGCGGCUGACACCCGAGAAUGAGAUCAUUGGCGUGUGCCGAUCCGGAGACCCUUCCACCAUCACCAUCGCCCCGGAUUGGAACGGCCAGACGUGGCGAGGCUGGGGCACCUCGCUGGCAUGGUUUGCCAACUACGUGGGCAAGCUCCCAGACGAUCAGUUCAAUCUCGUGAUGGAUUUACUCUUUGACAAGGACAAGGGCAUCGGGCUCAACCUCGCCCGCUACCUCAUAGGCGGCAGUGUCAACUACAUCAACAGCCCCCAGUUCCUCACUGCCGCCUGGGAAACCUGCUCUAUCCCCGGCUUUCGCGUCCAGCCAAACGGCCCGUACGACUGGACGGCGGACGGGCGGCAGAGACGGACGAUGCUCGCCGCCCUCGCGCGCAGUGUGGACGAGGUUGAGGCGAUCUCGUAUUCGCCGCCCUGGUGGAUGACGGUCAGCGGGGACACCGCCGGGAGUGUACAGGGCAAGUCUAACUUAAAGCCCGAGUAUUUUCAGGCGUACACGGAGUACCAGGCUUCGGUGAUCGAGCACUACCGCACGCAUUGGAACGUGACUUUCUCGACCAUGAACCCGGCGAAUGAGGCGCUGGAGGGGUGGAAACGCAAGCUCCCGACGAGAGUCGCAGGGUUUGACAGUUUUCUUUUCGCGACUCGCCAGUAUACGUACAAGUUCCCUGCUGCGCUUAAGGCCGGUCUGUUCCGGUUCAACGUGCACGCGUACAUUCCGCCGCCGCCCAACACGACGGAUACGAGGCGGCAUAUUGAAGUGGGGAUGGUGAGCAUGCACCACAUGGCGACCGGGCUGGGGAAGGAGGUGUGGUUGUCGGAGGUGGGGCCGAUGUGGCACUGCAUUGCAGCCUUCUUCCAUCCCGACCAGCACUUCGUGUCGAUUUUCAUCGUCAACCAGCGCGACACAACCCACCCGGCGACGUUUCAAUUUGAUGAUUUCGUGCCGUUUGACGCGGGGCGGGCGUGUGUGGUGGAGACCUAUCGCACGUCAGCCACGGAGAACAACACGCUGGUGACAAGCCAGAGUUAUGCGGACGUGCCGGCGUCGAUACAAGUGGCUGCGCUGGGCAGCUCGAUGACUUCUGUGGUGCUGCGGAAUGUGGACCCUAGGUAG